This is a messenger RNA of Uloborus diversus, 631 nucleotides long. RefSeq lists its product as uncharacterized. The record is from RefSeq and is a predicted model, not a curated record. The transcript has 4 exons. Lineage: Eukaryota; Metazoa; Arthropoda; Arachnida; Araneae; Uloboridae. Bases 20 to 433 code for a protein of 137 amino acids.
UACCUUAAAAACAGAAAAAAUGAAUACUGUUCUAAUAUUCUCAUUCGUUGUCGUUUUGGUGAUAGUAAGUGUUGAAGCUCAGGAACAAUGCGGCCGGAUACAGUGUGCCACAAAUAAUUGUUGCAUAAGAGGUAGAAGAUGCCAACCACUUCGAACACUGGGACAAAUUUGCGCCAUACGUAACCGACCACCUACUAGAGUUUGUCCUUGCCGCUCUGGAUUGGAGUGCACGGGAAAUAUCCUAAAAAGAUGCACCACAGCAGUGGUUGCCACCACGCCAGAAAAAGUUGAGUCCUCAUCAUCACCAGACAACGUAGAGACUUCAUCAUCACCAAACAACGUUGAGUCCUCAUCACCAGACAACGUUGAGUCCUCAUCACCAGACAACGGUGAGUCCUCAUCACCAAACAACGUUGAGACCUCAUCAUCAUGAAGCUCAUCAAUGAGGAUGAUUUCAGCGAAGAAGAUGCAUCCCAGUGAGCAAGGUACCGAUGAUGGUGAUCCAAUAUAAUGUCAAAGAUGAUGUUCUUUUGCUUGGAACGCACUGAAUUUCACUUGAGGAAACAGCACAAUGACUGAUUUUAUUGUAUUUUUUUCAAAAAUAAAUGACAGUUUAAAAAUAAAUAGCAUU